This is a messenger RNA of Larimichthys crocea (large yellow croaker), 1946 nucleotides long. It is a transcript of the gene spon2a, whose product is annotated as spondin 2a, extracellular matrix protein. The record is from RefSeq and is a predicted model, not a curated record. The transcript has 6 exons. Lineage: Eukaryota; Metazoa; Chordata; Actinopteri; Sciaenidae. Gene Ontology annotation, biological process: cell adhesion. Gene Ontology annotation, cellular component: extracellular matrix. The coding region runs from base 137 to 1138 and encodes 333 amino acids.
AGAGAGAGAUAAAGACAGGGGGAUAAAGGCUGAUAAGGCUGCAGCAGUUAGCGGGUUACAGUGGAGCUGUAUCAUCUCUGAGAUCCCAACUGUGUGAUUGUGCUGCAGCUGUCACUGACUGACUGAUCCAACACAGAUGAUGUCAUCAGAGCACCUGACCUGUGGUUGGCUGCAGCAGCUUCUCGUUGUACUUCUGAAGCUUUGCCUCACUUUUGCAGGGCCUUUGCGACCACUCAAUGGGACACAAUGCGCAGCCAAGGGUCCUGCUUCCUACAUCCUUGUCUUUACAGGUCACUGGAGCCCACAGGCUUUCCCUAAGCAGUAUCCACUCUUCCGGCCCCCUGCACAGUGGUCCAAACUCAUAGCGGUCAGCCAUAAUCAGCAUUUUCGGCUGUGGGAGGAGGGCGCUCAAGCCAGUGCAGGGGUGCAGAACUUUGCUGAACUCGGGCUGACGGUGGAUCUGAUGAAAGAAGCCAAGGAGGCUAGAAAGAGCCGCUCGGUUGGCGCCAUGUACCGAACGGCAGGCAUCCCUAACGGCAUCGGGCACAGCUCCACAGAGUUGCUCAUGCAGCCUCGGAACUCAUUGCUGUCCCUGAUGGUGAAGAUGAUCCCCAGCCCCGACUGGUUCGUCGGUGUGGACAGCCUUAACCUCUGCGAAGGCAACCGUUGGAAACAGGGAGUGACCAUUGACCUCCAGCCUUAUGACGCAGGAACAGACAGUGGAUUCACUUUCUCCUCUCCCAACUUCCCCACUAGCCCCGCGGAAAACAUCACGAAGAUCACAUCUCAGAUGCCAAACCAUCCAGCCAACUCCUUCUACUACCCACGCUUACAGGAGCUUCCACCUAUAGCCAGCAUAAGGAUCACUCGACAGAGCAGAUCACCUGACCGCCAAACCCCAAUGUCCAAUCAUAUUCUGCCAAACUCUAUCAGUCCCCAACGCUUCUUGGCGACACCACUAGACUGUGAAGUAUCUCUCUGGUCAUCCUGGGGUUUGUGUCUGGGUCCCUGCUCCAGAGGUGGUGUCCGUCACCGCACACGUUACAUCCUGUUGCGGCCGGCCAAUGCUGGCAUCCCCUGCCCUGAGCUGGAGGAACAGGCUGAGUGUGUACCACACAGCUGUAUGCGACUCCAGUAACCCACAGGGCGAACAAGCACAGAUAGUGCCAGUAUUUAACACUGGGACUGUUAUUACUGCUGGACCGAGAAAUGUUGCAGCAUCUUGAGCAUUUCCUUGAUUAAUGCAAAGGAUCUGUGUGUUUGUCACAGUCAAAUUGUGGAAAUUUAAGACCGUUAGUGUUAGAGUGCACACUCCUCUGGGUGCUUUUUUUAAUGAAGUGAAGUCUAAGUGUAGCAGUCAGAGCGUUGGUUGGUGAUUAAUGUUUGAGGUAACACUUGAAUGUGUUCAGAUAAGUGUUCACAUGUUGUUGUUUUAUGUUAAUUAGCGUGGAUGCAAUAUAGAAAAAGAGGAAGGUGCAUGACAGAUGUGUCUCCUCAAACACUUGUUAUGGUUUGUUCCUCGUCAACAACAACAUAUGCAUUUAAUCUGGAUGCUGCUAGCGGCACACCAGACUAACAAAUCGUCAACACACGCACAUUUGCGCACACAUGUGCGCAUAGAAUACUGCACACAAAAAGUCCUUGCACAUACUGCAUACUUUUACAGUCACAGAGGUAUUAGUUUACAUAAGUAACCUAUACAUGCUUGGCACAUACAGCUCUUUUAAAAUAACCUCACACCCCGAUUUAUAAAUAUCACCUUUCACAAGAAACAUCUAAUAGCCGACUUGAGGCUUUCAGCCAGUCUGAAGAAGCUGGCCUAUUUUAUAAUAAGAUGCAGGUUUUUUAUAGAAAUAUAAAGAAAUAUUUGUAUUAUUAUCUCUUUUGAUAUUUUAAAUGUUGAGAUUUUGUAUAUACUGUAUGAUGUAUCUCGUCUUGUAUAACUC